Hippocampus comes (tiger tail seahorse) is the source of this 1176-nucleotide messenger RNA. Its product is annotated as apolipoprotein Eb-like. The record is from RefSeq and is a predicted model, not a curated record. Bases 64 to 1023 code for a protein of 319 amino acids. NCBI's taxonomy places the organism in Eukaryota, Metazoa, Chordata, Actinopteri, Syngnathiformes, Syngnathidae. The transcript is spliced from 7 exons.
AGCCUAUAUAAGUGACGAGCAACCACGGGAAAACUAAAGGCGGAUCCAUUGCUUCAGGUGGAAAUGCUGGCAGCGAGCAUGAGGGCUUCAGCGUUCAUUCUUUCCCUGGCAGUCCUCACUGGCUGCAGUGCCCGCGUGGUGCAGCAGGUUGCCGCCCCCGUGAGCAAAUGGGAAGAGGCCGUGGACCAGUUUUGGCAGCAUUUUGUGAAGCUGGGCAACAUAGACCAAGGGGAUGUGCAGAUCCCGGAUUUCGGCACAAAGUUCGAUACAUUGAUCACUGCCAGUAUGUACCAGCUGACGACAUACAUAGACAACAUCUCCACGGGCCAGCUGAGCUCCGACAGAGACUUGCAGCGCCUCGUCACCAGACUGAAGGGGGACAUGCUCAACGCCAAGGAGUAUGGCAUCCAGUCCAUGAGGCAGCAGACCAAGAGCAUGGGGCAGCAGGACUUCCAUGAUUUGCAAAGUGACAUCAGAGCCUUCACCACUGCGCUGAGGCACCUCCUCGACAAGGACAUCCAAGACAUCCGCAAAUACCUGAGCGAGCAACACAACUCCCAAAACCCAGACACGGGGGAGUCCUUCGUCCAGCAAACCGGCAACCCCACCUCCCAGAGGAAGCAGUGGCAGAAUCACCAUGUAGUCCUGGACCAGCAGCAGCAGAACCAAGAUGGAGUCCUGGGCCAGCAGUGGCAGAAUCACCAUGUAGUCCCGGGCCAGCAGGGGCAGACCCACCAUGGAGUCCGGUGCCAGCAGGGGCAGAACCACGAUGGAGUCCUGGGCCAGCAGCGGCAGAACCAAGAUGGAAGCCUGGGCCAGCAGGGGCAGACCCAUGAUGUAGUCCCGGGCCAGCAGCGUCAGAACCACCAUGGAGUCCUGGGCCAGCAGGGGCAGAACCAAGAUGGAGUCCUGGGCCAGCAGCGGCAGAACCAAGAUGGAAGCCUGGGCCAGCAGGGGCAGAUCCACGAUGAAGUCCUGGGCCAGCAGCGGCAGAACCAGGUCAGGCAUCUGGACCAGAUAUGAGAUCGGGGCCAGGAGGAAGAGACGCAGGGCACGGUGUUGGUCUCGACUGUUUAGUGAGAGGCGGACAGCCACCUUCAACACUUACUGAGUACGUGUGACACGCUGCACUGAAAUUCAAGUCUGCAGUUUCAAUAAACCCCUUUUGCAAACCUG